Molecule: messenger RNA, 1090 nt
Organism: Anolis sagrei ordinatus
Lineage: Eukaryota; Metazoa; Chordata; Lepidosauria; Squamata; Anolidae
Source: RefSeq, a predicted model, not a curated record
ACUGCCUUUCUGGCCUGGCUCUAGCCCACGUGGGUGGGUGCAACAUGGCGGGUUUUGUGGAUCUGAACAUCCCUCACUUGCCGGAGAAGGAGGCGCUUCGGAAGUUGGUGGAAACCGCGGCGCACCUUGGCUACUCGACUGUAGCAAUCAAUUAUGUUGUUGAUUAUGAAGAAAAGAAAAAGGAAAUUGUCAAGCCAAUAUCUCCUGCUGAAUUGUUUCCGACUUUGCCUCGUGUGCAGGGGAAAUCCAAGCCAAUUAAGAUUUUAUCAAGGCUGACGCUUGUUGUUUCUGAUCCAUCACACUGCAACAUUUUGAGAUCAUCAUCUACAAACAUAAAGUUCUACGACAUCUUCGCUGUAUUUCCUAAGAAUGGGAAACUCUUCCAUGUGGCUUGUACAACUUUAGAUGUGGAUCUUGUGUGUAUCAAUGUGACAGAAAAGCUGCCCUUCUAUAUCAAGAGACCAUCUGUCAGUGUGGCAAUUGAUCGAGGCAUCUACUUUGAACUUCUUUACGUGCCUGCCAUCAAAGACUCAACGAUGCGAAGGUACACCGUUUCAAAUGCGCUCAGCCUGAUGCAAAUCUGCCGGGGAAAGAAUAUUGUUCUAUCCAGUGCAGCAGAAAGGUCUUUACAUCUCCGAGGUCCAUAUGAUGUGGCAAAUUUAGGUUUCCUGUUUGGACUGUCAGAAAGCAAUGCUAAGGCAGCCGUUUCAACAAAUUGCCGAGCCGUCAUUCUUCAUGGAGAAACCAGAAAGACUGCCUCUGGAGUGGUGUAUACCAAGAAGAAACCACGGACCCCAGAAGAAGAUGAGUCCUCUCCUGUCAGCAAAAAAGCCAAGACGACUUUGUGACAAGCACGUUCUCCUCUGUAGUGUCCACCAACACAGUUGCCACAUUUGAAUGGCUCGAUGGGAGAGCCAUUAUAUUUGUGCUUUGAAGGGAGAUAACAAUGUUUCUUGUAAUAGAGCUUCAGUUGGAUUAUGUGGAACAGUUUUGACUGUGGACACUGAAUACAUUACUUACUUUUUGAAGGAGAUAUUUCUUCUCAAACUCCUGCCAGAAAUGGAAAUAUAAAGUUUAGGGAAACAAGAGA